AUGUCGGGAUAUCCGGGCCAGGGCUACUACGGUGCCCAGCAGCAUCAGGGGGGAGGUGGUGGGUUCCACUCCGGCCAGGGACCCGGGUACGGAUAUGGCUACGGAAACUACGGCGGUCCUCCUCAGGGUCCUCCUCCGGGAUCGUACGGCCCGCCGCAGGGCAACUACGGCCCUCCUCAGGGCAACUACGGUCCGCCCCAGGGCAACUACGGCCCUCCUCAGGGUAAUUACGGCCCUCAAGGGGGCUACGGUCCUCCCCCGGGGCCUCGGCCGCCGUCCGGGCCUCCCCAGGGUUACAGCCACAGUCCGCAGCCGCAGUACGCGCGGCCUCCCCCGAGCGACCCCCCGCCUCCGGGCUACGACGCCUAUGGCUAUCCCAUACAGGGAGGCGACUACGCUUACCGCGCCCAGGCUGGUCCUCCGCCCCCGACGGCCCCCCAGCAGUUUGGCCACGGCGCUCCUCAGGGCUACACGUUCCAGUACUCCAACUGCACGGGCAAGCGGAAGGCGUUGCUCAUCGGCAUCAACUACUUUGGGCAAAAGGGAGAGCUGCGAGGCUGCAUCAACGAUGUCCACAACGUGUCCAACUUCUUGAUUGAGCGCUAUGGCUACAAGCGCGAGGACAUGGUCAUGUUGACCGACGACCAGCAAAAUCCCGUCAUGCGACCAACCAAGGAAAACAUGCUUCGUGCGAUGGACUGGCUUGUCAAGGGUGCCCAGCCCAACGACGCCUUGUUUUUCCACUACUCUGGUCAUGGCGGCCAGACAGAGGAUCUGGAUGGCGACGAGGACGACGGCUACGACGAAGUCAUCUACCCCGUCGACCACGACAAGAUGGGCCAUAUUGUCGACGACGAGAUCCACAUGCGGUUGGUGAAGCCGCUCCGGCCCGGCGUCCGCUUGACUGCGAUUUUUGAUUCCUGCCACUCGGCAACCGCCAUGGACCUGCCGUACGUCUACUCCACCAAGGGGGUGCUGAAGGAGCCCAACCUGGCCAAGGAAGCCGGCCAAGGCCUUCUCAGCGCCCUGGGAUCCUACGCCAGAGGCGACAUGGGCGGGGUCGCCAGCUCCAUCCUCGGCUUCGCCAAGUCGGCCUACAAAGGCGACGACGCCUACAACAAGACCAAGGACACGCGGACGUCCCCCGCAGACGUCGUCAUGUGGUCCGGAAGCAAGGACAGUCAGACGUCUGCCGACGCCACCAUUGCCAACCAGGCCACCGGCGCCAUGUCCUGGGCUUUCAUCACCGCCCUCCGAAAGAACCCCCAGCAGAGCUACGUGGAGCUUCUGAACAGCAUUCGGGAUGUUCUUGCUUCCAAGUACACCCAGAAGCCCCAGCUGUCCUGCAGCCACCCGUUGGAUACCAACCUCUUGUUUGUGAUGUAG
Ustilaginoidea virens is the source of this 1386-nucleotide messenger RNA. RefSeq lists its product as uncharacterized. Gene Ontology annotation, molecular function: cysteine-type endopeptidase activity. Lineage: Eukaryota; Fungi; Ascomycota; Sordariomycetes; Hypocreales; Clavicipitaceae. Gene Ontology annotation, biological process: proteolysis. The record is from RefSeq and is a predicted model, not a curated record. Bases 1 to 1386 code for a protein of 461 amino acids. The transcript is spliced from 4 exons.